AUGUGGAAUGGAGAAGAAAGUCCUUUCAAGCCAAAGUAUGAGGCCGAGGAGCGUUUUCCCGUGAGGAACGUGAGAGUGGAUCUGCCUCCGCUCUUUGCUGGAGAUGGUAGCCAAAGUUUUCUCGGCUGGGUGAGACAGCUGGAGGUGGCCAUCCAGGCUACUGUGGGCACCGGUUCGGACUGUGAUGAAGAACUUUCAGCGUUUCUCCUGUGGGACAGCCUUCCGGAUAGAGUGAAGCAUGAUUAUUCUGCCGUGAAAGAGAAGCUCGCUGGCGCAUUUGGACAGAGACAGUUUAUGGACCGCUUCAGAGCCACCCUCUCGGCUCGUCCCCGUGCUGCGGGCGAGAGCUUGGAAGUCUACGCAGCGGAUGUGAGUCGCCUGGUGGCGGAGGCUUUCCCGGACAAUGGGGUCGUGGCGCGCAAAGAGGAGAAGUUUCGGCGCUUCCUCGCAAGUCUGGAUCCAGCGUUGAAGAGCAAGUGUUUGGAGCAAGGCGCCACUGAUUUAGAAGAGGCGCCUAAAGAUGCGAAAACGCUAGAGAGGCGCUACAGAGGGACUGUGUGA
Molecule: messenger RNA, 561 nt
Organism: Knipowitschia caucasica
Lineage: Eukaryota; Metazoa; Chordata; Actinopteri; Gobiiformes; Gobiidae
Source: the annotation of a GenBank genome assembly